Molecule: messenger RNA, 1714 nt
Organism: Striga asiatica
Lineage: Eukaryota; Viridiplantae; Streptophyta; Magnoliopsida; Lamiales; Orobanchaceae
Source: the annotation of a GenBank genome assembly
CAAUGGAGUUGGAUUUGGAUUUCUGAAUGUCAGUUGCUUGGUUAAUCUGCGUUUUUUUUUUUCAUCUGUUUUAGAUUUUGAAGUGAUCAUAAUCAUUUAGUGAUCUGCUUAGAUUUGUUUUGGUAAUUUUUUUGCUGCAAUGGAGUGAUUUGGCCUUCUGAUGUAGUUACUUCUGCUAUGUGGCGGUUAAUUCUAUGUCAUUGUGAAAUUAUGUGAGUAAACAUGCUCACCCGUGAUUGUUUUUGCUAGAUCUGGUGCAGUGGCUAUUUAAGUUGAUAUGUUGUUAAUCAGUAUCAAAUAGGAAGCUGGGAUUUGAGGUUUAUUUUUCUUUUGCCCUGUGAUAAAUCAUAAAGCCUUUUUUCUGCAUCAUGUAUGUGAUUUCAUUUUUCUAGGUAUAUAUAUCUGUAUGUGGCAUUUAUAAAUAGUUAUGUACCUAUUUUUCUGGAUUCAGGUAAAUUCCAUAAUGUCUGAGGUAGCUCUCGGAGAUGUCGUUAUUAUACCUGAGCCUGAGAUGCCAAAUGGAAGCUCCAUUAAUGGAAACUCGACAAAGCCUAUCCUACAACCACUGGAUGAGAAUAUUGAUGGAAAACAAAAGAAACUGAUGGCCCCCUCGGCUGACCUUUCAAUUAAGCUGGACGAAACAGAAAAUUCUAGAGGAGAGGCUCCCAGUUUAGAAGUAGAGUACAUUGAAUCUGAAAAUCUGAAGGAUGUGGAAGAUGUGGAGAAUUGUGUGAAGACACUUCCAUUUGAACUAGGCUCGAAAGACUGGGUUGAGGUUUGUGAGGCGCUCAACAAUGUCCGCAGAUUGUCUCUAUAUCACAAGGAAUCCAUUGUUGCCAUACUCGGCGAUGUGAUUGCCUUAGUGCUGAAAUCCUUAAAGAACCCCAGAAGCGCUCUCUGUAAAACAGCAAUUAUGACUUGUGCCGACAUCUUCCAUGCAUAUAAUGAUGACAUCAUUGAGUUGCUGGAUCCACUGCUUGUACAGCUUCUGCUUAAAUCUUCACAAGACAAGAAGUUUGUGUGUGAAGCCGCUGAAAGUGCUUUAAAAUCUCUGACGAGCUCAGUUUCUCCACUUCUAUUGCUGCCCAAAUUGCUACCUUAUAUCAAGAACAGGAAUCCUCGAAUUCGGGCAAAGGCAUCCGUGUGCAUUUCGCGAAGUGUGCACGAACUGGACAUUGAAGGAAUUGGUGAAUUCGGUCUCGACAAACUUAUUCAAAUAGGUGCAUCCCAGCUUAGUGACCAGCUUCCAGAAUCUAGGGAUGCUGCUCGUUCGCUUUUAUUGGAGUUGCAAUCCGUAUAUGAAAUAUCGCACGUUCAUGACCCAAAUGCUGUAUCUGAAGAGCCUGCUAUAGCUUCAUGGGAGCAAUUUUGCCAAUCAAAGCUUUCCCCUUUGAGUGCUCAGGCCGUGCUUCGUGUGACCAGUGUUGCUCGGGAGGGGCUCGUGGGCUCAUAGCACACGGGCUUUAGCAAGUGAUAUUCUUUUUUCAGUUGGGUUUGUAUUGCUCACUUGUGUAUACAAUAUAUCAUGCAUGAUUAUUGAAAGUUUGAUGUGUUUGGUGAGGCAAUUGAUGCGGAUAAUAUAUCUGCUGUUGAUCCUAUGGCACAUUGGAUAAUUGAUGUCUAUUAGCGACAAAAUCAAAUAUUUACAGUACCCUACUUGUUAUGAAUUUGUGCCAUUUUUUUCCUUUCAAAUAUACGGUAUUUAUUCUUUUCA